Molecule: messenger RNA, 763 nt
Organism: Durusdinium trenchii
Lineage: Eukaryota; Dinophyceae; Suessiales; Symbiodiniaceae
Source: the annotation of a GenBank genome assembly
AGCCGCCCGCAGCCAGCUGGGCGUAGAGACGACUCUCCGACCAAAAGUGUCACAUGACGCCGGAUGCAGCAGGUCUUGGCUUGGGCUUCCACCCAGUUGGAAGGAGUCUUCCUGCCGGACGCCUGCUGUUGCAGUAGUGUCAAAGGCCCUGAGCUCGGUGGCAAAUAUGGCGACUUGGUCGUGUUUUCCGAUUGGGACACGACGGAGCACGUCCCUGGCUUCGCGGAGAUUCCAAGGCUGGACGCCGACGGCACGGCGCGGCCCUCCUCCGGGCCCGCAAGGCCGCACGGCGACGGGCUGCGCCAGGUGGAGUCCUACGAGAUGGAAGAUCCGAUGGCUGCCCGGGAGGUCUUACAGCUCAGAGAGCAGAUGAAGAACUUCGUCCAAGAGAUGGUCAUUGGAAGAGACGUGUGCAUCGUCCUGGAGGAGGAGAAUCAAACUGAGACUGGUUGGCUUCGGCUGACGCCCAACUUGUUGGCCCUGCGGCUCGACGUCGCGGAGGUGUCCCACGAGAUCCUUCUGAGGAACAUCCGCGAUGCGCGGGCGGGGAAGAUGGGCGACGGUCCCGUGAAGCUGGAUGAUCUCUGCAGCACCCUGAUGCUGAAGGGCGGAGAGUGUGUCUCGUUCCGUUUCGCGACGAUGGCGGAGCGGAAUCACUUCACCAAGUGCGUGAAGGUCUUGGCCCUGGCAUUGGAGCAGUAGUCGAAAAGAUCCAUUAGCUUGUGCAGAUGACUCACAAUCCUUCCAUUCUUGAAGCACGUGG